GUGUUGCUCCUGCCAUCAUCUUAUUACACCUCCUGCUCCUCCCCUCCUCCAGCUGCUCCUCUAAAGGAAACAAAACAUCAGAGUUCCUGUUUUUCUCAGGCUCCCUAUGUGAAGCGGAUCAUGAAGCUCUUCCUUCUGCUCUCUGCCGUUCCUGUGGUUUGGUGCUUCAGCUCAGGUUUGGUCUCAGACAGCUGCGUGGACAUGAGUCCCCACCAUGUUGGGUCGCCUCAGACCACAGCAUCCCCGUUCACCGUCAGCGUCGAGCAGAGCGGCUUCAGACCUGGAGAGGACGUUACAGGCCACGCCGGAUCAAAACACGACGGCUACCAUGUAGGAGGUGCUGCAGACAGGUGCACCAAAGUUGCUCCUGGUGCAACUAAAGCAGCGGUGUCCCACACAUCCGACUCCGCCAAGACCAACAUCCAAGUGAAAUGGAAACCCGACUCAGUAGGAAGCAUUGAGGCGGUCCAGUUCCACGCUUCCUUUGUGGAGAGUUACAAGACUUUCUGGGUCGAUGUGAAAAGCCCAGUUCUGAGUCUAAUAAAUGAUAACAGCACCAGCACUCCAGGCUAUAAUACCAUCACCAGCGCGGGCUGUGGUGACUCGAAGGUGUGCUUCAGUCGACCUGCAGGCUGCGAUCCAGCCACCGGUUCUCUGUGUUACUUCAUGUCAGCUCAGGUGCUUCCUGGGGGAUCCGCUGUCCGCUAUGAGAUGACAGGAACUGCUGAUGGAUAUGUGGCCUUUGGGUUCUCAGACGAUCAAAUGAUGGGAAAUGAUGACAUCUAUAUCUGUGGCAUCGACAGGACGGGGUUGAUGGGGGUCCAGCGUGCCUUUUCUACAGGACGAACAGCUCCACAAGUUCAGCCUCUGGGUAACGUGUCGGACGUAACAGCUUCAAGUCAAAAUGGGGUUCUAAGCUGUUCCUUCACUUCCAGGAAUCCGAUCUCUACUCAGAGGAGCUCAGGAUAUAGCAGCUUGUUUUACCUGCUCUUUGCCUAUGGAAACAGCCGCAAUGGAAUAAUCCAGAUGCAUCAGGAUACUUUCACCAGCAAGCAAAGGCUCCAGAUUUCCUCCCCUGCUGUUGUCCAGAGUGACAGAAACAUCUACAUCAUCCAAACACACGGCGCCCUGAUGCUGAUCGCCUGGAUGACCACAGGUCCACUGGGAAUGAUGCUAGCACGAUUCCUGAAAGGAGCAGGCGAAGGAGUGAAGCUGUUUGGCAAAGAUCUAUGGUUUGUGGUGAGUGAAAAUCAGCAUCAGUCUGUUCAGAAGGAUUUCAGUUCAUUUCUGUGGGAUGCAGUGACGUUGGCUUUAAACGUCAUCAGAUGUUUCUGGAUGCAUGCCUUGAUGAGCGUCACAGUGGCAGCUACCAUCACUGCUUUCGUCCUCGCCUUCGUAUUCGUGAAUGGCUGGGCUGAGGGAGCUCAUUCUGUGUUGGGUUGCCUGGUCCUGAUUUUAGCUCUGAUUCAGCCCACCCUGGCCCUGAUGCGCUGUGGACCACAGCACCGCUGGAGGUUUUUAUUCAACUGGGGACAUUCUUUCAUUGCUGCAUCCAUUCACCUUCUGUCAGUGGCGGCCAUAUUCACGGGUAUUCAGAUGAUGGAUGGAACCACGGACCGCUGGCUGGUAAAAGUGAUGGGGGGGUUCGCCGGCUGGAAGGCUUUGUUCUACGGCCUGUUGGAGCUGAAUCGGAGCUGGAAGCUGAGAACAGAUGGCGGCUCUCCUCCAUCUGGGUCAAAUAUGGUUGGUGUUCUGCUGCUGAUGCUCUACUUCCUUGGAAACAUUUCUUUUCUAGUGGCUCUAUUAACUGGAAUUGGAAAAAUGUCAUUUUCAUAAACAGCUGAAUCUGUUUUCUUUUCUUGAAUAAUUACCUCAAAUAUUUAGAUUUUGUUAUGAUUUAAGGAAACUUAAUUGGCCUGCUCUGUUUCAGGUUUAAUAAUAAAUAGUUAAAUAUGAUGUAUAUCAGCAGUGCGUCAUCGAAUCCUUCAACAGGAAAAAGGAACAUCUCUCCACCCUCCAUUGAUAGGAUCUUUGGUUUUCUCCUUAUAUUUUCUGUUCAAUGAUUUUGUAAACAUCUCACUUGAAACUUAAUUUAAUUAGAUGCACACUUUUAUUUGAAUACAGGCAAACUUCUUUAUUCAAAGGACAGUUUGCAACCUAAGGUUUGAUGCAGAUCAUUAAGAAAAAAGAAUUCAGUCCAGGUUUUAACAAGAACCACUUGGAAUGUAUUUAAUAUGUUCCAUGGCAGAAUACCGUAUGUUUUUAAAGUUUAAUUUGAUUAAUAGUUUUUUUUUUUUUUUAAUAAAAGUAUCCUAAUAUAUCAAAUAAAUGA
Cyprinodon variegatus (sheepshead minnow) is the source of this 2332-nucleotide messenger RNA. Its product is annotated as putative ferric-chelate reductase 1. Bases 121 to 1836 code for a protein of 571 amino acids. The record is from RefSeq and is a predicted model, not a curated record. The transcript is spliced from 15 exons. Gene Ontology annotation, molecular function: oxidoreductase activity, acting on metal ions. NCBI's taxonomy places the organism in Eukaryota, Metazoa, Chordata, Actinopteri, Cyprinodontiformes, Cyprinodontidae.